AUGUCCAAUGUCCACAAAAUCGCUGUGGCCACCACCAGUCGGGACAUACACUUUUUUGAUGUCUCCACUAUGAACAUAUUUGAAGAGUUUCAUUUAUAUGGUACGGGAGCUUUCAGAGAUUCUCUUUCAGACUUAGAGGAAGAAUUUUAAAAGUCUUUACAAAACAAAAAGAAAGUCUAGGCACUAAAAAAAAAGCAAUCACCCCCCCAAAAAUAAAUAUAUUAUUCCUAUUGAUCCCAACUGUCACGCUCUGCACUUUUUAAUAUCAUGUUUUGUUUUUAUUUCUCCUUCUCAUUUGCAUUGUGUGCCUUGGUUGUGCCUCGAUUUAAAUUGUGAGGAUGUUAUUUGAUACAUUGUUUUUAUGAAACAGAAACAAAAAUUGAGCAUCACGUGAAAACAAGACACAAGUAAUGGGUGAAUGUCAAUGUUUUAUAUAAUGAUAUAAUUUAAUAUAAAAGUGACUGGACUCCUUGACACCUUUUCAUGUGUGUUUAUUUUUACAAUAAAGAUGUAAAGAUGUUAAUUGCUUAUUUUAAUUAUUGUUCUUUACAGGUUUAAGUGAUGUUCCAACCUGCUUUGGCUAUUGGUAUAAUGUAAAGGUAUUGUAUGAACACUGAGCACCUUUAGGGCAUUUUCAAACUGUACUCAUACCCUACAGCUCUCGUCCAAGUGACUGCCAAUCUUUGAUAAAUACUAGGCUUUUCAUCCUAACGCAUGAUAGAGCAUCUGUGCCGCAGUGUUUUCUGGGAAAUAUUCAAAAACACAAAUAUCUGUAUCUUUCUACUAAGAGGAGACAGAAUGGUGGUGCUAGUGUUGCAAGUGGCUAACUUUGUGCAGCCAGCUUGAUUCUGUUGUCAGGAUAUGAUGCCUCCUCGGGUCAUAUGUGCUUGGAGUCUCUCUUUAACAAGACAGAGAGACACAGAUAGUGUUUGCUUAACCAAGAAAUGUGUCUGAAAAUUGAAUUGAAAUCUGGAAAGGUAGCUAAAUAUAUUUUUUUCAGAGGAAUAAUGUGUUUGCAUUUUUUGUUUUGUAAUGUCUGCAUAAUUCCCAGUAUAGUGAAUAUACUCCACUAUGUUUACUAUUUGUUUUAUAACAUAAGGUCGAUCCCCUGUACAAUUUUGGAAGUAUCACGGAAUGCAUGUAGUUUGUAUCAGACAUAGAACACCCAAUUUUUUUUUUUUUUACUAUGUCUAAUCUAGAUUCUGAACCCCCACCCUUCGUAGUGUAAAGCUAAACUAUUGGUGCUCAUGGUGGGCUUACCAACGUGUAUUUUUCUGUAGUCUCCUGGAGAAUGCUCACUCCUUCUUUGGGGAGACGACAGCGGAGGAAUUAAUCUACUACGGUUUCUGAAACCAAACUCUGGCGUGUUUGAGAGAACCUUUACCCAGCAGCCGGGUCCCCACAAAAUCUAUAUGCAGGUAAUUAAAUGCAGGUUCAAGUAAUAUAUCUCUCUCUUUCUCUCUCUCUCUAUAUAUAUAUAUAUUUACUGUAAGAUCGUUUAAACCUAUUAAGGAGUAGGGGUGUACACAAAUUAGUGCAGAAAGUAAUUGCACUCAAGGACUCGAACUCAUUUUGUUUUUAACCAGAGAAGGCUGGCUGAGAGUGAUGGGAAUUUCAACAUUAUAGCAUUAGGAAUACAAAACUGUAUUGCUAAUGCUACAGUGUCCAGCUACCUAUAACUAUAGGUCUGCCCCCCCCAGGUCAAUAUAGUAUUAAUAACCCUUUUCUCACUUACCUGUUUGCAGAGGUAAGUCUCCUCCUCCUGGUCACGGUGAUAAGGGAACAUAAAGUGCAUGUGCACUGCACAGAGCGUUAUGAUAUCCAACAUUGUUUUACAGAGUUAAACUCCAUGAAAGGCCAGGAAUUGUCUGGCUACUGUGCUGUGAGGCAGCAGUCCACAAGCCUCUCUGUACCAGUGUCCCCCUUGCCAGCCUUUCCUAAUUGUGAUAAUGCAUGCCAAUACAAUGUCAUCUUAAAGUGUCACUCCAAGGACCACGACUACGUCAAUGAUUAGAAGUGCUCAUGGAGCCUGAAAUCUGUUUGUACAGAAUUACACUAUGAAAGAAUGCAUGUACAGAGAUUAAACCCUUAGCAGCCUUAGCUUCAUUAGCCAGCCCAGAAAUUGGUUCUGGCUAGUGAUGUCCCGAAUGGUUCGCCGAACGGUUCGCGAACGGUUCGCCACGGACUCAUCAUUGAGUAAACUUUGACCCUGUACCUCACAGUCAGCAGACACAUUCCAGCCAAUCAGCAGCAGACCCUCCCUCCCAGAUCCUCCCACCUCCUGGACAGCAUCCAUUUUGAAGCCGCAUUCUUAGUGAGCUGUCUAGGAGGUGGGAGGGUCUGGGAGGCAGGGUCUGCUGCUGAUUGGCUGGAAUGUGUCUGCUGACUGUGAGGUACAGGGUCAAAGUUUACUCAAUGAUGAGUCCGUGGCGAACCGUUCGUGGCGAACCAUUCGGGACAUCACUAGUUCUGGAUAAUGUCAGUUAUGUGCAAAGUUGGCAACUGACGCCAGUGCACAUGUCCCUUCUGUGCUCCCUGACCUCCCUCCCCCUCCAGCAAAGAAUAACAUCCAUGAAGGCUUACCAAGCUCAGGGAGAAUUGGCCUCAGUGCUGGAUAAUUUUUUAAAAAGUAAACCUUUUUGGGGGGCGCAAGGGGAAUUUUUUUUUUUUUUAUCAAGAGAUUUUGGAUUGAGCAUUAAAGCAUUGUUUUGUUGUGUUGUUUUAAAACUUAGGACUUAAAAGAUCACAGUAGCCUUCUUAACUACCAAGCCAUUCCCAAUGUGCACCCAGAAGCCAUCACCAAACUCCAAUAUAUCCCGGAACAGGAACUCCUCAUCACAUCGGCAGGCAGUUCUACCUCCUCCAUAGUCAUCAUGGACAUCCACCAGAAAGGAAAGGUCUACACCUGGAACAUUAGCAAGGUUUGCUGUGGCCACCUGAAGGUUUAUUUAAUAAAGAGCGAAAGCUAGAGUCUGUUUACAACCAGUAUGUAUUCCAAAAUAGUUAAGAAGGAAAAUAUCUCCUACCUGAGUAGUUAAAGAUGUGUGGGGGGCAGCUAAAUUUUGCAGGAUGGUUAUAAACUCACAUGACUCACAUUGUUUAGUAAACAAACCCUGGCUUAUUAAAUAGCAAUAAUCUGAUAAGCACAUAUUAAACGGUUAUUCAGAGCUAUCCAUCUUUUGAUUAGGGUGUCCGAUGCUUCGACUAUUCCAAGACAAUGAACUUGCUCGUUACCGGGGGCCUAGAUCACAAGGUUAGACUAUGGAAUAAGUAUGUCCCAAGUCGACCGAUUGCAGUACUACCAGAGCACACCAUGGCAAUUCUGGAUGUGGCCAUUUAUGAACCCCUGAGACAGAUAUUCAGCUACUCCAAAGACUCGGUACGUGGUUUUCUUACCAAUUUUUCAGUAAGGCCUCAUAACAAAUGGGCUAUCUACAAAGAAGUGAAUGUGAUCUGACAGUGAUGUGGCUAUACAGCAAACGUGCAGGCUAGUCAAUAAAGUGAGAAUUCGAAGUUAAUUUUAAAUUUAAGGUCAAAGUACCCAGUUAUGCUUUCAGCUUAGCUACUCUUAGAAAUCAGAAAUGCCAGGGAUUGACCAGUGAAUUUUAAAUUCCUGAUAUUCCUGAUAAUUCAGGGCUUAGUAAACAGCACUAGUUGAUUCUCACAGCUAACAGAUGAUAAACAUUUUAAGUUUUUAUUUUUUUCUCCACUGGAACAAAUAUUAAUAAUUCCCAGCUCCUAGGGCACAUGGUGGCCAGUUUGAGAAUUUUUUCUGCAAUGCACAAUGUUUACAAUAUAAGCUUUAGGGUUUCUCUUUUCUGACACUUGGGCAAACUGUAAUCCUGCCAUUUACUGGGGAAACUCUGCAUUCUACCAUUCUAUCAGGCAUCCUUGGAUGUAUCCAUUUCUUCUUAGUAGAAUUCUUGCUUGCAGGUUCUCAAGGUAUGGGAUAUCUUCUCGCACAGCUGCCUGCAAACUCUGGUGUUAAAGUUUCCAUGUGUACAACCUGGCCGGAUUCAUGAGCAGGGCAACUUUCCUUUCCUGCUGGUUCCAAAGACUCCUCCCCAGCUGCUGGUAUCAUACUCCGAUUACAUUGGGAUGCUGAGGCUGGCCCAAGCAGACCCUAAAGAGGACACUUUAGUGACCCACGAUGCUCCUCUUUCUUCAGUGCUGUACAACAGCUUUUUCCAUCAG
Molecule: messenger RNA, 4194 nt
Organism: Pelobates cultripes (western spadefoot toad)
Lineage: Eukaryota; Metazoa; Chordata; Amphibia; Anura; Pelobatidae
Source: the annotation of a GenBank genome assembly